Messenger RNA from Cynoglossus semilaevis (tongue sole), 3069 nucleotides. Its product is annotated as zinc transporter ZIP12. Gene Ontology annotation, biological process: zinc ion import across plasma membrane; intracellular monoatomic cation homeostasis. The transcript is spliced from 13 exons. The record is from RefSeq and is a predicted model, not a curated record. Lineage: Eukaryota; Metazoa; Chordata; Actinopteri; Pleuronectiformes; Cynoglossidae. Bases 347 to 2401 code for a protein of 684 amino acids. Gene Ontology annotation, cellular component: plasma membrane. Gene Ontology annotation, molecular function: zinc ion transmembrane transporter activity; monoatomic cation:bicarbonate symporter activity.
CCAAACUUUGUGUGAUGCCAAUUUAGAAACCCUGAAACAACCCUACAGUGCUUGUCGAAAUUCCGGAGUUUUCUCUGUCCUGCUGGGUCAGGAAUCUGAUGUUCCUUCAACCCUAGCAGCAAUUGACCACCCUCCAUUCUCACUCCUAAAAUGAGGCAGUAUUCUCCAUGGCAACUGCAGCCCUCUCAGGCUGUCAGAGCUAAUCCUCCGAUCUCACUUCUUGUAAGAGGGAUUUAAGCAGCGGCACCCAUGCCCAAGAAUUCUUCACAAACAACUGGAUCUCAGAGCAGAGGGGAAACACGACCAGUUACAACAACAGAGGGGUAAACAGUACUCCUGCAAGGCCAUGAACUUCAGGGGCUGUCAGACUUUACUGCUCUUUCUAAUGCCUCUACUUCUAAUGGGGAGGUUGUUGGAGGGAAGGGGGCAGGAAUGGGGGUACUUGCAGGAAGCUCUCAAGGCCUUGGAUCCAUCCUUGGGGACAGAGGACAGUUCUCAGCUCCAGAAGGAUAAAACUGGGCUGCUUAUUGCCAAACUUCUUAACACAGUGCAUUGUUCAGAACGGCCUGGGGCAUCAGAAGACAUGUGUGAAAAGUGCCUGACCCCAGAUGUAGCUCUCUCCGUGCUGGAGGAUCAUGGGAACGAUUAUCUCAACGAGGAGGAGUACCAGCAAAUUUCCACAGUUUUACUUUACUACGUCAUUAACUUGCAAGAUCUCUGCGCGUCAAAUGUGUCCUCUCACCCUUCCCUAUCUUCUUCUUCCUCUUCAUCACGGAACAAUCAGUUCUACAUUACGGCCCUCACCAACCUGCAUCCAGCUGAGGACCACCGACACCUGUCACUGAAUGAAACAAACAGUAUUCUGAAGCUCAUCAACCAGCACUAUGACCCCUCUGGCCAAGACAUGUCCUCGGGUUUGCAAUGCAUUGAUGCUGCUCUUCUACUUGAAGCUGUAGAUGUAAGAGAUGAUAAAGGUGCAGAUGAGUCUUCAGUGCCCACAGUAGCUGCAGCCAUCAUCAGCCACAUCCUGCAGGGGCACUGUUUCAGACAAAGACACCUGCCAUCACCCGCCUUCUUCACCAGUUACAUAUUUCAGUCCUUAAAUCGAACAAACGACCUGCAGAUUAACAACUUGGAGCAGCUGCUCCAUCAGCUGGGAGUCGGUCAGGGAGGUGUAACAGGACGUUCGCACAAAGCAGAUGACCUUCAGGUGGAUGGUUGUUUACUUGAAACUGAAGACCUACAAGAUAAAGAGUGGGCACAAGUUUGUUUCUCAGCCAAUCAGCUAGUGGAUAUUUUUGUCCUGGAUUCUCAUUUGCCAAUUUCAAAGCACCACUUUGAACAAAUCUGCCCGGCCAUUAUUCAGCAAUUGCUGGCCAAUGCCUGCAAAUCUACCGUGGACAGCAAGAGAGAAGCUCUGCCUACUGCCCUCGAGAAGUACGGCUACAGUACAGCUGCUGUGCUGCUCAUCACCCUGGGCUCCAUGUUGGGAAUCUGUCUGAUCUUCUUCAACUCCUGCCAGGAGACCUACACACUCAUCCUGCAGCUGUUUGUGGGCCUGGCUGUAGGCACCCUCUCAGGAGACGCUCUCAUUUACCUCGUACUACACAUUCCAGCCCUCCAUGAGCACUCUCACAGUGGUGACGAUGACGACGAGGCUGAUGCUGAAGGAAAGGAGUACAUGUGGAAGAUUCUAGGAGUGAUUGCUGGAAUUUAUGGCUUCUUUUUGAUUAAACGUCUCUUCUCAUUUUUAGUUCCUUCUCAUGGUCAUGCUGACCGCAGUGAUGUUCCUUUAGAGCUGCACUGUAACAGUCAGUCAGAGAGAGGGAAGUCCAUCUCCACCAUCCAGCUGGGGCCGAUGGAAGAGCUAGAAUGUACAGAAGUAUUUCCUGAUAAUGCAGAUACGGGGAAUCCUUCACCUCUGAGACAAGGAGUUCCUCUGCUGGCCGUGAUGAUAACUGUUGGAGACAGCCUUCACAACUUUGCAGAUGGCCUGGUUGUCGGGGCAGCCUUCUCUGUUUCAGCUCAGACUGGUAUGGCGACCACAGUAGCCAUCUUGUGCCAUGAGAUUCCACAUGAGAUAGGUGAUUUUGCAGUGCUGCUCAGCUCUGGGCUCUCAGUGAAGACCGCAGUGCUCAUGAACUUUCUCAGCGCUCUAACAGCGUUUAUGGGCCUGUACAUUGGGCUUGUUGUGUCCUCGGAGACAGAGGUGCAGCAAUGGAUCUUUGCCAUCACUGCUGGGAUUUUUCUCUACUUGUCACUAGUAGAAAUGCUUCCAGAGAUGAGUGGAGUGAAGACAGGAAGACCAUAUAUCAUGUUCUUCCUGCAGAACCUGGGUCUCCUGACUGGGUGGACCUGUAUUCUGCUUCUGGAACUCUUUGAACAUAAACUUAAAUUAUAAUUCCACUCAGGCAUUGGGUUUUCACAUACUAAUCCAGUCGUUACUAGUCAAGAUAUAUAUAUCUUGAGAGUAUAUAAAGAGAGUAAUGAUUUAUUUUUUGUAAACUUACUUUAACUUAUCUUAUUAGAACAAUGAUAAACCAUAAUUUCAAUGUAUCAUUCUUCAUAUUAACUGUAAAAUGUGACACGCAAGAUUAAAACCUCUUUGUUUGACUUAAGCUGCUUUAAAAAUAAUUUCCCCAACAUGCUGCUCUGUCAGUUUUUUAUUUUAAGGCCACUGUAGAGCAAGAGGCCAUUUCCACCCACCCUGAGGCACUUGUUUUCUUCAUCCACCAACCCAGGUGACUAAUGCUGGCUGUAGGAUACAGUGAGGCUCUGGAGUGAUCCAGCCCACACAGCAAACAAGCUCUGCACACACCAGAGUGAGGCUCCAACAAGAGGCAGUUAAAGAUAUAAUGGUGGUGAACAUGUUGGUAAAGCAAAGAGAAAGAAACAGUUUUAUUAAAUGUCAAAUAUUGGAUGUCCAACACAACUGUAAUCUUAAAAUCUUAUGUUACAUACAUUUAACUUGACUGUUGUGAUUUGAUUGUUGUCCUUUAUCAUUUUCAAUUUAAGUAAAAAAUGUAAUUUGUGCUGCUGGGGAUUAAAAACUUAGAAUUUGUGGCUAAA